This is a messenger RNA of Syngnathus acus (greater pipefish), 1386 nucleotides long. RefSeq names its product transmembrane p24 trafficking protein 4 (gene tmed4). Gene Ontology annotation, cellular component: endoplasmic reticulum; endoplasmic reticulum-Golgi intermediate compartment; Golgi apparatus. The record is from RefSeq and is a predicted model, not a curated record. Bases 63 to 746 code for a protein of 227 amino acids. Gene Ontology annotation, biological process: positive regulation of canonical NF-kappaB signal transduction; endoplasmic reticulum to Golgi vesicle-mediated transport; intracellular protein transport. The transcript is spliced from 5 exons. Lineage: Eukaryota; Metazoa; Chordata; Actinopteri; Syngnathiformes; Syngnathidae.
AAAUCCCCUUCCUUCUUCCGCAUUAGGUGUCUACGUCACUUUCACACAGCUACUCUGCUCUUAUGGUGGAAGAGCCUUCUUCGUACAAGAUGCUUACCGCCACCACGGUUGGACUUUUGAUAGUAGCUUGGAUUCAUCCAAGCUAUGCACUCUAUUUCCACAUAGGAGAGACGGAGAAAAAAUGUUUCAUCGAGGAAAUUCCAGACGAAACCAUGGUGAUCGGAAAGUACAGUACUCAGCUUUGGGACAAACACACCAAUUCCUUCCUCCCAUCCACACCGGGACUUGGAAUGCAUGUUGAGAUCAAGGAUCCUGACACAAAGGUCAUCCUGUCUCGUCAGUAUGGGUCAGAUGGUCGGUUCACCUUCACAUCUCAUACUCCAGGAGAGCACCAAAUAUGUCUGCACUCCAACUCAACCAAGAUGGCGCUGUUUGCUGGAGGCAAACUGAGAGUCCAUCUGGAUAUUCAGGUUGGCGAACAUACCAAUAACUACCCAGAAAUUGCAGCCAAGGACAAGCUGUCCGAGCUGCAGUUGCGUGCCAGACAGCUUCUUGAUCAGGUCGAACAGAUCCAAAAGGAACAGAAUUACCAAAGGUAUCGAGAGGAGCGCUUCCGUAUGACCAGCGAGAGCACCAACCAGCGCGUUCUCUGGUGGUCCAUUGCCCAGACGCUCAUUCUCAUCCUCACGGGCAUAUGGCAGAUGAAGCACCUCAAGAGCUUUUUCGAAGCUAAGAAACUGGUUUAGCCGGAGAGUGAAGACAAGCAGCGAUGGGGAGCGACAGACACAACACCUAUGGACAGACUUGAAUGACUGGAACCAAGACUUGCCACGCAAGAAUUUAGGCAGAGACUUUUUUGUUGAGUAGCGGCCAUGAAUGAAGACGGAAUGUGCAAAUUGAAAAAGGCAGUUGUCAUUCUUUUAUAACAGAACGACAUCUAAGUUGCCUUUCUUUUUUUUUGUUUUUUUGUUUCAUUCGAUUGACAAUACUGGGCAUCGUUUGGUUACGUGUAAAGCAGAUUUUAAGGUUUUUUUUUUGGAAAUGGCUUCUUUGGGGUUCUGUAACAAGUAUACUUUUAAGAAAUAUUCCCUUUUUCCAGCGUCUCAUUUCUUUUUGGAUUUGCACUUUGAGGCAACAAGCUGCAGAGUAAGGCAUUUAAAGGUUGUGGAGAUGUGUGAAAGACAAACAAGCCACACCCACAUUCAUAAACCACUACCGGUACAUAAUUAUUACUAUCAAUGUGUAAAUCCGUAUGCUUUGUCUGACAGCAUUUUAUUCAUUUUUUCCCAAAUAUUUCUAAACGUCACUAACUGGAAGACAAAUAAGCCACACCCACAUUCAUCAGCAACUACAUAGUUACGACUUUACAAUUACAUAAUAAAAAAA